AUGGUUUUGUUCUCUAAUUUGAGGUCAAAUUUGGGUCGGUUAAAUUUUAGAGAUUUCUAUACUGCCAUCUUAGAGAAGGACGAUGAAAUCAUCUCUGCAGCAUCUAUAAGAAUACAUGGAAGAGAGAUGGCAGAGAUGCCAUUUGUGGGAACCGAAUCGAAGUGCAGGGGACAAGGAUUUCUUCGAAAAUUUCUAGUAGCUAUUGAAUCUGCCCUUCACUUCUUAAAUGUGGAAAAUCUGAUCAUUCCAGCUUCAAUAGAAAUAGUUGGAAUGUGGACUCAAAAAUUUAAAUUUUCCCACAUUGAAAGUGCCAUGAUCAAAACAAUAAUCUCCUCAAACACAUUGAUGUUUCCGAAGGCUGUCAGGCUACAGAAAAGCUUGCUGGCAGAUGAUGCGGAAGCAGAAAAUGCAGCUAUGGAGGUUAAUGAAGUUCAGAACAAUGAUCAAAAUGAGGUCCAACAAAAUAGAGAUGAAAGACCGCCUUUCAUUGAUAUAAAUCUGGACCCUCCAGAAGAGGCUAUUGAUGCAUAA
Molecule: messenger RNA, 531 nt
Organism: Prunus armeniaca (apricot)
Lineage: Eukaryota; Viridiplantae; Streptophyta; Magnoliopsida; Rosales; Rosaceae
Source: the annotation of a GenBank genome assembly